AAUAGUAGAUAGUCUGCGCUGGCACUGUACUGGGUAGCUGAUAAUCGUUUGUGUAACAUCAAAUGUGUAAAAUAACGGGAUAUCACAGCUCGCGUGUUCAAAGACAAGACAUAACUUGUGUAUGUGCUGUGGUCGGAAACUGCGGAACGUUCAGUGCCCGGUUGAUAUAAUUUUUUUUAUUUGUGGUUAUGCAUCUGCCACCACCACCUGCUGCAAUGGUUCCUUUUUCAUGGUAUAUGUGUGCAAUAUUGAGGGGAUCCAGGCUCCUGAUGAAGUAGUUAUCUUGUGAUAUCCAGGCAACAUUUAAGUUUAGAAGUCCUCAUUAAGAAAGCACCUAGUCAUUCCUAAAUAUUUUUGGUAUAGAUACAGCUUCUUGUUUAAGCUUGGUCUGAUCUGGAAGUAUUUAAAAUCCUCACAACUCAUUGUGUGCAGAUUACCAAAUGAGUGAUCCAGACAGAACAAUAUGGUGUGGGAACUUAUCCAGAGAACUUCAAGAUGAAAUAAUCUAUGAAUUGUUCUUACAAGCUGGCCCCCUUGAGCGCAUGCACCGGCCCAAGGACCAGAAGUCGGGGGAGCCGCGGGAGUUUGCGUUCAUCACGUUCGAGGACGAGGACUCAGUGCCGUACGCGCUGGAGCUGUUCAAGGACACCCGACUGUACGGCCGCCCUAUCCGAAUGCAGGCUAAGGGCGCCGUCAAGGAGCCGCGCCGCGGAGCCCACGUCCGGAGCGUCACCGCGCCGCCUGCCCCGCUGCUGGCUCCGGCUCCCUGGCGGCCGCCGCCGCCGCCGCCUCCCCGCAACGACGUCAUGCUGCACCAGAUGGCCGCCCAGCAGAUGCUGAUGCUGGCACAGCAGGCGGCGCUGGGCCAGCAGCGGUUUCAGCCAGGCCUCUGGCAGCAGCAGGCGCCGCCGGGCUUCAUGCCGCCGCAGAGGUUCGGUCCGUUCGGCGGCCCGCCGCCGCGCGGCCGGCACCACCAGCGCAGCAACACGCACCACUGGUAGUGCCGCGCCCGACCGCCAGGAGCGCCAGGUCAACAUAGCGGCUGCCGACCGGCGAAACAGCGCGGGCUGCGGCCAUUGCGGGCGCGGCUGUAGCGCGACGGGCACUAAGCUGCGCUGGGGAGGCGGCGCUGAAGGUGGGCCGGCGUGCCAGCGGCUGGGUGCGCGGGGCCGCAGAGCCGCUCAUGGAGGGGACUGGACGUCGGCGUCGCCUCGCCGCUGUCAUCGAGUCGCUCGCAGAGGGGCGUGGAUACUCAGGAGCUGGGGUCCUGUGCGGGAGUUUCUCCAGGGACCAGCAGACAUCGAGUUGGGCGCCGGGGCGGAUAGUAACGGGCGCCGCGGAGGGUAGCCAGAUGCCGCGGAGGGUAGCCAGGCGCCGCGGAGGGCAGCCAGACGCUGCGGAGGGUAGCCAGACGCUGCGGAGAGCAGCGAGGUGCCGUGGAGUGCAUCCAGACGCUGCGGAGGGCAGCCAGGCGCCGUGGAGGGCAGCCAGGCGGCGCCGUUGGCCGGAACAUUCAGAGAAAAAAUAUGUUCUUCGUAUGUGCCAGCACUCGGAAGAAACAUACGUUGCUAUGCAGCGACUGGUGCAAGUCGCCAGUCAUUUGUUCAUAGUUACAGCCAUACCUCGCGACUGACGAACUGUGACGAAUGCUGCUGUUGCACGGUUGUCGACGCUCUGUUUACGGUUCAAAGUAGACGCUCCUUGCUAUGUCUUGUGGUCCUCAUGUUUGAUAAAUACAUUCAGAUCUGUGAAA
Molecule: messenger RNA, 1753 nt
Organism: Pollicipes pollicipes
Lineage: Eukaryota; Metazoa; Arthropoda; Thecostraca; Pollicipedomorpha; Pollicipedidae
Product: RNA-binding protein 7
Exons: 4
Coding region: 441-1001 (186 amino acids)
Biological process (GO): regulation of alternative mRNA splicing, via spliceosome
Cellular component (GO): nucleus
Molecular function (GO): single-stranded RNA binding
Source: RefSeq, a predicted model, not a curated record